AAAACCCUAGUCUUCGUGUACCUCGGCCUCCAUAGAAAGCUCGGAGAGUGAACCAUGGCGACGGCGAAGACUGUGAAGGACGUGUCGCCUCACGAGUUCGUGAAGCAUUACGCCGCUCAUCUGAAGAGAUCCGGCAAGAUUGAGCUACCUGAAUGGACUGACAUUGUCAAGACUGCAACAUUCAAGGAGCUUGCCCCCUAUGAUCCUGACUGGUAUUACAUCAGAGCCGCUUCCAUGGCAAGAAAGAUCUACCUCAGGGGUGGUCUCGGUGUUGGUGCUUUCAAGAGGAUCUAUGGUGGAAGCAAGAGGAAUGGAAGUCGUCCGCCCCAUUUUUGUGAGAGCAGUGGUGCUAUUGCCCGACAUAUUCUGCAGCAGUUGGAAGAUGUCAAGAUCGUUGAAAUUGACCCAAAGGGUGGGAGGAGAAUCACAUCAAAUGGUCGACGGGAUCUUGACCAAGUUGCUGGGAGGAUUGUGGUUGCCCUUUGAACCUUAGAAUUACAUGUCUGAUAAUUUUAGGUUUCGAUAUGAUGUAGUGGAAGAGAUGUGGCUACGCUAAAUGUUUUGGGUGCAACGUGGUUGCUUUUUUUGUUAAUUUAAGUCGGCUUGAACUGUGUUAUCUUUCAGAACUAGCAUAUCCUUGUUAACUUGUGUUCUAUGGAUUCUAUUUUGGAAUGCUAAAAUCUCGCUCUCUAUUUUGGUUA
Fragaria vesca subsp. vesca is the source of this 701-nucleotide messenger RNA. RefSeq names its product 40S ribosomal protein S19-1-like. Gene Ontology annotation, molecular function: RNA binding; structural constituent of ribosome. Gene Ontology annotation, biological process: ribosomal small subunit assembly; translation. The coding region runs from base 55 to 486 and encodes 143 amino acids. NCBI's taxonomy places the organism in Eukaryota, Viridiplantae, Streptophyta, Magnoliopsida, Rosales, Rosaceae. The transcript has 4 exons. The record is from RefSeq and is a predicted model, not a curated record. Gene Ontology annotation, cellular component: cytosolic small ribosomal subunit; ribosome.